This is a messenger RNA of Puccinia graminis f. sp. tritici CRL 75-36-700-3, 1041 nucleotides long. Its product is annotated as dolichol-phosphate mannosyltransferase. Gene Ontology annotation, biological process: GPI anchor biosynthetic process; protein O-linked glycosylation via mannose. Gene Ontology annotation, molecular function: dolichyl-phosphate beta-D-mannosyltransferase activity. Gene Ontology annotation, cellular component: endoplasmic reticulum membrane. The transcript is spliced from 5 exons. Lineage: Eukaryota; Fungi; Basidiomycota; Pucciniomycetes; Pucciniales; Pucciniaceae. The record is from RefSeq and is a predicted model, not a curated record. Bases 134 to 889 code for a protein of 251 amino acids.
GGGAAAGCUGUCGUCCCCCGAACUACCCUGUCCAUAGUCCUCUGUUACUAAUAGUAAUACCACCCUCAACACCAAAUAUUUACAUCGAGUUCAAGCAUAUCAUCACUGCUCAAACCUAUACUACCACAUCUUGAUGAAUAUACGAACCGAAGGCGAUAUGGAAUCCAAAACUGACGAUGAUAAAUAUUCAGUCAUCUUGCCGACUUACAACGAACGACGGAACUUGCCUAUCAUGAUCUGGUUACUUGCGCGAACGUUUGAUCAACAUCAAAUCGAUUGGGAGGUGAUCGUAGUAGAUGAUAAUUCUCCUGACGGCACAUUGGAGGUUGCUCAACAACUACAACGGUUAUACGGUCCGCAUCGAAUCAUUAUUCGACCCAGAGCCGGUAAACUAGGUCUCGGAACGGCAUAUAUGCACGGCUUAUCGACAUGUACUGGCACCUUUACGAUCAUCAUGGACGCCGAUUUCUCUCAUCAUCCCAAGUAUUUGCCCACCUUUAUUGCUCUCCAACGGGCACACGGCCUGGACAUCGUCACCGGCUCUCGUUAUCGUCCUGGCGGCGGCGUACACGGUUGGGACUUCAAAAGGAAACUCGUCAGCAGAGGCGCAAACAUGCUUACAUACAUUCUUCUCGAUCCUGGCGUCAGCGAUGUCACUGGCUCAUUCCGAUUAUAUCGGACAUCAAUCCUAAGAGAAUUGAUCCAAAAAACAACAUCACGAGGUUAUGUGUUCCAAAUGGAAAUCAUCGUGAGGGCCCGAUCGAUGGGAUGCAGGAUGGGGGAAGUGCCGAUCACGUUUAUUGAUCGAUUGUAUGGGGAUAGCAAGUUGGGGAAAGAUGAGAUCUUGGGCUUUGUCAAAGGUCUUUGGAAACUGUUUUGGACUAUCUAAGAAGCCCCCUCUUAAUAUUAUCUCCUCAUCUCGCACAUCUCACCGAUUGUCUUUUUUUUCUUGUUCAGCUAGGGUGUUGUCAAAAUUAAUUUAUCCUGAAUUCAUUCUUUAUUUUCAAUUUGACCUCGCAAUUAUUCGUGACCUUGAAAUUU